AUGAGCCAAAAUGGGGACACGCCGAGUAGCCCCCGUCGCACGUGCGGCAACCACGAGGGGGAUGACCAAAAUGAGGAAAACGAAAAUGAAAACAGGGAGGAAACUGGCAGCAGGAGAAGCGGAAACAGAAAUGGUGACCACCGCAGCGGAAGCAGCAACGGUAACAACAAUGGCAAUAGCGACGAUGAGGGAGAUGAGGAUGGGGAAGACGAUAAGGAGGAAGAAGAAAAUGAUGAGGAAAAUGAUGAAGAUGGUAAGAAGAAGGACGAAGAUGGCAAGCGAGAUGGUCAGGGGGAAAAAGGACCGGCCAACCCUUCUGACGUUACCGCUGAAGAGAGUGGCGAACAAAAGGGCGAGCCAAACGAUGCAGGCGAUGCAUGUGGGAAGGCAAAAGGAAAGGAAAUAAAACCGGAAGCAGAUGAUGUUAAAAAUGGUGCUACGGAUAUGCAGAGCGAUUCAAUUCAAGGAGAUACAAACGGUAAUGAAGAAGAGGGUGAAGGUGUCAAGGUAGACCCAGUGGAUGAAGACAAAAACGAAUUAGCUGGUCACCGUAGUGCAGGGGAGGAUCGGCUCAAUAUCAACAUGGCUGAUGCUGACGCGCGGGGGAGCAGCGAAGCGGAGAGGGCAGAUAACGAGGAAAAACAAAAUAACAUCAAAAAGGACAUCAGAGAGGAAGCAAGGAACUCCGAGGGGGAUCGCAAUGCUGGCAUGGAAGCCCACAUCGGUAGCAACUGCAGGAGCAGCCGCUCAGGUAGCGGUGGAGGCAGCGGCCAACGGAAGGACCAAACCGGGAAAGACGAAGAGGGGAAGAAAAACCUCCGAAUGAUGAACAAGAUGCUGAAGAACCUCUCCUUCAUGUCAUUCAACACGGGGUUGCUGGAAUACAAAAUAUGCGGUGUGUGCAUCUACCAGAACCCACCAUUUAUUUCCAACCGGUUGCUGCACAUUCCCUUUGCUUUAAAAAAAACAAAUGCAGACAUCAUAGCGUUGCAGGAGGUAUACGAUGAGAAGCACGUGGAGUAUUUAAAGAACCACCUGGCGGCCAACUACCCAUUCUGUGCAAGGGACAACUAUUGCAGUGAUGCCUUUAAGGAAAGGUUCAGCGAUGUGAGUGUCGCAAGGGAGGACGAAUUUGAUGAGGGUAGUAGGGAGGAUGGAAGUGACAGCCCAGGUGGUAGAGACGACCUAAGCGGCAGAACCCCUAACAGUCACGAAAAUGGCAAGCGAACCGGAACGAGCGCCAACCACCCUAACGGAGGAAACAAAAAGGAAUCGCGUGGCAGAAAAAAGAAAUACUUUGCCCUUCACCACGGAUUACUCGUAUUCAGUAAGUACCCAAUUAUCUACUCCUUUUUUCACGGGUUCAAACACGUAACUUAUCUGGAACAUUUUUUUGGGACGAAAGGAUUCCUAGAGGUCAUCAUUGACGUCCCUUUUUUUAGCUACAUUACUUUGGUCAAUAUGCAUCUAGCUAGCGGUGCUGCAGACACAGAAUCUAAGUACAUAGAACGGGUUCGAGAUUUCGAAAUUAAGCAAAUUAUGGAAAUAGCUAGAAAUGCGGAGAAAAGAAAUACCAUCCCAAUAAUUAUUGGGGAUCUGAAUGCUGCUCCCAAUUUGUGCCCAAAUAAUUAUUCCUCCUUCAUUAAAAGGGGGUGGAAGGACGCUUGGCUUUAUGCCAGGAAUGUCAAAAAGAAGAAAACAAAGCAACUCAUAGGGAAGGCAUUACCCCGCCUGCAGAAGAAGAAGCCGCGUACAGUUUCGCCCCACAGUUGCCACUCACUCGGUCAGUUAUUCCCCGGGGUUGGUGGCGCUACCAGGGACCUCGCCAAAAGGGAGCCCAAAAAGGUAGAAGGGGAAGAAGGGGAAGAAAGAGAAGAAAAUCACCCCAGCCGCAAUGACCCAGAGGGAGUCAAAAGUAAACGUGAAGCGAACCCAACCAGCGGCAUCACCAAAAAGGACAACACUUACAGUAACCAUUCGGCGAAUGCACAAACGAGUGUCUACCUUGAGAGGCCACCCGUGGAGAAUAAAAUGGACGCAAAAAAUGAUGAACUAGGCAGCAGCAGUUCCUUGCGCGUUUUCCCCAGUUCUAACUGCUCGGUCAACAACGACAGUGUAGUUUACCCUAACUCAGGGAGAACUCUCUCUACCUUUUGCAAAAAUGUAGAGUCUUACGAUAGCAUGUGUCAUAGGGAGCGGCACACGAGGGGAAGGGAGAAAUGGGACAUGGGUGACGACUCCGUAGAAUGUCACCCAUCGGUUUGUUCUAGCGGUGCCAAUUUGAGGAGUCACGCAGGUGAAGUGGGCAAAAUGAAUAGUACCAUAAAUAAUGGUGCGCUAAAUAAACACGUGCAAUUUGGCAAUGGUCUGCAAAGGAGGUACCCCGGAUGCGCCUUCCAUGCGAUGAUUGCGCGUAGUAGGAGACGUACAGCGACGGGCGCGCCCUCUAAGCGGUUGCUCAUUCCUAGUAAGAAAGUCGCAAAAACGGUUACAAAGAUUAUCUGGAGAAGAAAAGGAAAAUUUCCCCCCUCGAGCUACAAGAUAGUGAAGCGUCAUCAUAGAAAAGGGCGCACCAAAGGAUGCCACCAAAGAGAGCAUCUUCCCCAUGUUAUGCGAAUUCCAUCCAGUGGAAAAAAUGACGCACUUGAAAGGGUUGACCAAAUGGACCCGUCACAAAGAAGCGACACUCCUCACUGUAGCAUUGUCCCCAAUUCGAGUAUUGCCAGUGGGAAGGAUACCCCUUCGGAUGUAAUUCCAGAGCGAAAGGGGGAAGCACACAUGUCCACUGACGAAGUGAAUUAUGGACAGGUGUCCUCCCUGAGCAGUUUGGGAAACGGUGUGGUAAAUAAUCAGGAAGGAGACCACAAUUUGGUAGAAGGCAUCCCCCACGUGGACAAAGCACAAGAUGACCUUUUUAACCCCUCUGCGGGGCAGCAAAAUGGCCCCAACUGCUGCGCAUAUGAGAGAGAUAAUUGGAAGAAAAAGGAGAGACAAAGGAACAUGCAAAGUUGCUCCACCUGUGAUGUGUUCAAAAAGGAAGACAAAAUCGGUAGUAGCAUGGUAACCCCGAAAUGCACUCUACGCAGCAAGAGCGAUGGAGAGAGGUUGAAGAUCCACAGGGAGGAAGACGAGGGAGAAUACCAUGCCGCACCAAAUGUACAUCACCACUAUAACAGCGACCAGAAUUUAUUCUCCAGUGACAUAUCAAGUGAGAGCAACCACUCAUAUACGGAUCUGUAUGAUGAUGAGGAGGAGGCCAACUGGUUCAGUGACCGAAGUUCCAAUGCGUCAAGGAAUGACCUCCACGAAAGAACCGAAGUGGGGGUUCCCAUCGAGGUGCAGCCCAGAGGGGUGCUCAACCGCAUGGCAAAAGAGGCAUUCACAAAUGGAGACACAACGGAAAAGGAACCAGAGACGAUAAAAGAACUUCACUCCUCGGGAGGUAACCAGCUGACUGAUAGGCACUGCACAAAAGGGGAAGAUAAAAUUAUUACGCCAUGUGUACCACCUCCUGAAAUGGGAGAAGAACACAGGAGAGUCGUUUCUUCUCCCCUUUAUCAUUCUAAAGACACUGCCCAGGUGAGCAUGUCGAAUGGGAAGGCAGAUGACGCCUUGACCUAUUCCCAGUUGUACAGCGAAAAAGACUCCAAGCUGAGUGGGACAACCAGCUUCUACACAAAUCAGCUAAAUGGUCAGAAGGAAAAAGUGCACAAUGUGGAUGAGAAUUGUGAAGACAAACUGAAGACACAAAAAUUUUGUGGCCCUUUUUUGGAAGAGGAAUUCGCUCGGAGGGGGGAACCCCACGGGGAAGACUCUCUGCUGAGUGAAGUGGGCACGAGAAGGAACUGCAAUGAUUGCAAUGUUGCAGAUGCUAGCCGCAAAAACGGCGCAAACGAAAACAGUUGCCACGAUAAGGUGGAGAGCCUACCAUACGCAGGCACCCACCCCGCUGAAGAAAACGCCAAUGUCAAUACGAACGAAAAGAAGAAGAAGAUUAGCAAGCUAGCCAAGAAAAUAAAACAAAUGAAAAAGAAACUCUUUUAUAACAUUCUGAGGAAUUAUGAGACGCACCAUGAUGGCGGGGUUGAAAGGAAGAUGCCCUUGAAGGGGAAACAGGGCGAGCUGCAAAAGGCGAAGCAGGAGAGAGGAGAGGGAAACCCACUUAACCCAGAUGACGUCAAGCGAAAGGCCGAAAAAAACCAUCACCUCAUUGCUUCCCUCAAAGAGAGGGAGCUCACCGAGAAGGAAAUCAUCUGCAAAGGGGAGCCACCCCCAGCGGAAGAUCACUCACCCAGAAGUGACGUAUCCGAAUCGCUAAAAAACGAAGGGACAAAUGAGAAAGGGGAAAAUAAGAGCGGAAAAUUCCUGCACUUCACCAAAAAAUGGUACCACAGUAAAACCCAAGAAGCGCUGAAAAAAGACGUCUUCUAUUUCAUUAAAAAGUUAAAAUUUAAAACGACAAACAAGUUAAAGCAGAAGUUUCGUACGUGUGCAAAGAAUGUAAAGGGCAGUCUGAGUGAAGAAAAGAGUCUUGUGCUAAUGGAGAAGGAGCAGAAGGGUAAACCACCACUGGUUCACAACAAAUGCCCCUUCGUCCAGAAUAAUUCGGACCCCCCAAGGUCCCUCAGUAGCAUAAAACUGGCAGAGGAUUUUAUAAAAAUGUGUGAGUGUGCUCCGCUGGCAAAAAGGGAAAAGAACCAAGGGAGUAAAAACUACAAUCGGGGGAAGGCACCAACUAGGGAGGCUCCAGAAAAUUACCCACAGAACAAAAAAGAUUUCACUUUUAAAGGAAGGCAGAGAGAAGAAAAGGAGAGACAUCCCUUGGGGGAGAACAUCACUGAAGGCAGAAUCUCCUUCGAUAACCACACCUGUGUGGGCCCCAAUCCUAAUUCGUCUAAAAAUAAAAAAUGUACACAUGAGUGCCACCGGGUAGACGACGAAAAACCCAACCAGGGACAGCUGCACAACAAAAUGAAUCUUAAUAUAAAAAAUAAAAACGUUUGCAAUUUGAGAAACGAAGAUAACAUUUCUAGUGACGAAUUUACGUGGGACCCCCUAAACCCGCUGAAUGUCAUCGGGCCCCAUUCCAGGUGUAACGGACUGAGGUGCGAUUAUAUUUUUUUCCCUCCCAUCAGUUACAACAAGGGAAAGGGCGCCAGGGGGGGAAAGAACGCCACGGCUGAAAAGGGGAAAGUUCGCCAAAAGGGCAAGCCAAAUGCAGCAGAAAAGACGGAUGAGGCGUGCAAGAUGGGCGCGGUUAAAUCCCAGCCAAGUGUACACAUAACUGAAAUGCAUGACGAUGAACAAUUCGUGAUGGGUCGGGGGAAAACCCCAAUGCGAUCAGACGUGUCCUUCAAUCCACUUGGUGCCAAUCGAGAAAGUCAGACGUGCUCCAAUCCCGUUUGGAACACGCAGAGUGAUGCCUUCACCGCGACAUGCAAGGGACGGGACAGACAGGAUGACCACCAGGCGAAGGGGAAACGAUACGAAGAAACUCUCAAUCUAAAAAAAUAUAAUGACCUAAAAAUUUUGAAGCAUUACUAUAUUAAGAGUGCCAAGAUACUUUUUAACGAACCCUCCGUCAUGGUCCACACGUACAGGAAUUACAAAAACUUCAAUUGCUGCUACUCCUUUUGUAUGAAAAUAAAGAACGUCCAUUUUGUGACCAUGUCUGACCAUUAUGCUAUUAAGAUAGAUUUGAGACUAAAAAAGAAUCACAAGUUUGUUCCGAGCAGUUAG
Molecule: messenger RNA, 5739 nt
Organism: Plasmodium vivax (malaria parasite P. vivax)
Lineage: Eukaryota; Apicomplexa; Aconoidasida; Haemosporida; Plasmodiidae
Product: endonuclease/exonuclease/phosphatase domain containing protein
Exons: 1
Coding region: 1-5739 (1912 amino acids)
Molecular function (GO): catalytic activity
Source: RefSeq, a predicted model, not a curated record